AUGCUGGGAAGAUGGUCAAAGCCUCUCAAAUACUUUCUUAUUUUCUGUUGUAGAAUUGUAGAUAUUCCCUCAAAGAUAUUUAUAAAGGACCAUUCAAAAGAGAUCUUGCUUCUUAGAGACUUUAAGAUCAAUGAAUUCAAUACUUGCCUUUUUAACAUACUUUGUUCCCUCGCAGAUCUUCUUUUUUCCUUGAAAGUGCGGUCUUUUGACUACUUCCUUCUCAGCUCCCUGUUCCCAAAUGAUCUUUCAAGCCUUGAGAAUUUUAUAAUCCACUUCAAAAUUCAGGAACUGUAUCCCUUUUUGUGUUUCUAUGAGCCUUUUUAUCUUCUCAAGCUUCCCAGCAAGUUUUCAAACCUUUUCCAUUUAAAUAUACUGUUAGGCACAAAUCUUAUCCGUGGGAGAUCCGUAAGUCUACUCAAUUCUCUUUCAACGGUCUAUCUAAAUGGUCUUAAUUACUGUCAUUUUCCAAGUCUUAGCGGAUUUUGGUACCUCCUUAUGUGUAUGGUAGAGCAGUACUCAGGUCUUAGCUACACUUUAAAUCUGAUCUAUGGCAAUUUUCUUUCAGAUAAGGAUCCUCGACUUAUUCCAGUGUAUAAGAAUGGGUCUUCUUUUAUUAGCUAUCUUCCGUUCAUUUUGAAAAGCAAGUUUCUCAAUCUUUAUUUUGCAAUAGCUCUUGUCUUUGAAUAUCUAUACAUGAAUUUUAAAUGCAGUGAAAUCGUCAAUACAAACUUUCUUUACUGGACUAGUCUUCUAUUUGUUAGUCUAUACAUUUGGGACCUGAAAUUUGGAUCUCUAUCUAAUGCAAAAACGGGUAGUCAAUGA
Molecule: messenger RNA, 822 nt
Organism: Vittaforma corneae ATCC 50505
Lineage: Eukaryota; Fungi; Microsporidia; Nosematidae
Exons: 1
Coding region: 1-822 (273 amino acids)
Source: RefSeq, a predicted model, not a curated record